CCUGAUGCCAAGGCUGUUUCUGUGAAGGGUGAGCCUCAGGGGUGGUGUAGUUUCUCUGCUUAGGGGGGUCAAGAUGAAUCCUACAGCUUUAGCUUGGAACUUUAUGGAUCCAUUGAACCUGAGGGUUGUAAAACUAAAUCUGGUUUAAGAAACAUACUAUGCUCAAUUCAGAAAGGAGAAAAAGGUUGGUGGAAGAGGCUAUUGAAGUCUGAAGAGAAACCUGCUCCAUACCUGAAGGUUGAUUGGAACAGAUGGUGUGAUGAAGAUGAAGAGUCAACUUGUAAGCUUCUAUAAAUCAUAAUUUCCCUUGGAAGCUAGAUUUUUAUAUUUAAAAAUUUUAUUCUGAAAUUAAAUGUGAGAAUUCAUAUUUUCGUGGCCCCAUCAAUGCAUUUAGUGUCAAGAAUUGAAACAUCUUGCAAUUUUGCUCUAGCUUCAUUUGGAAGAGAAGAAACCUUUUCGCCAUGUUUAACUUAAGAGUUAAAAUCACAAAUUGUAACAAAUGAUGAUAGUUUUG
Molecule: messenger RNA, 514 nt
Organism: Vigna umbellata (rice bean)
Lineage: Eukaryota; Viridiplantae; Streptophyta; Magnoliopsida; Fabales; Fabaceae
Source: RefSeq, a predicted model, not a curated record